Messenger RNA from Tripterygium wilfordii, 1232 nucleotides. RefSeq lists its product as uncharacterized. Gene Ontology annotation, biological process: regulation of DNA-templated transcription. The coding region runs from base 249 to 932 and encodes 227 amino acids. Gene Ontology annotation, cellular component: histone deacetylase complex. Lineage: Eukaryota; Viridiplantae; Streptophyta; Magnoliopsida; Celastrales; Celastraceae. The record is from RefSeq and is a predicted model, not a curated record. Gene Ontology annotation, molecular function: transcription coregulator activity; protein binding. The transcript has 6 exons.
CUUUUCUCUCUCUAUCGCCCACACAAAGAAACACACUCACCACUUUUUUCCCCUCUCUCUCCACCACUCUCUGUGUUUGUUUUCACCCAAAAAAAUCCCAAUUUUCUCCUCAAUUUCUCCCUCGUCUGCUCUCCAAAACUCAAAAUACUUGUUCAUCAAUGCGUGAUCUUUCCAUUAGAUGUAAUUUCGAGUUUUGAUGUUCUCGUUUUCACCUAAUUAGUUUGCAAGUCACUGAAUUGGAAUUAGAAAUGCUGGAGGCAGUUGAGAGUUCAGUAAAUGGAGGUGGAUUCUCGCAUGUGCAGAGCUGUGGGGACAGCAGCGAGGAGGAGCUCUCGGUACUACCGCGUCAUACUAAGGUUGUGGUGACCGGGAAUAACCGAACCAAGUCUGUGCUUGUGGGUCUCCAAGGUGUGGUCAAGAAGGCUGUUGGGCUUGGGGGAUGGCAUUGGCUGGUUCUUACUAAUGGCAUAGAAGUAAAGCUACAGAGGAAUGCUCUGAGUGUGAUUGAGGCUCCUACUGGUAAUGAGGAGGAUGACGACUUGGAAUUUGACAACAUGCAGUGGAAUGGAUCUGAUAUGGCUUCUGAUGACACUCAAAAGUCCCAUUCCCAUAAAUUGAGGAAUCGAAUUCAUAAAUCAACUGGAUCAUCUCACAAGACUAUGAGCAGAUCACUCUCUUGUGAUUCACAAUCAAAGGACUCUAUUACUACACCCCGUGGGUCCACGAAGGUUGACUUAAGCAAGCUGGAGAGUGCUGCUUUGUGGCGAUAUGGGCGAUACUUUAAUCUUGUUGAUGCUUUUCCCAACCCAUCCAAGGAACAACUAGUAGAUGUUGUUCAGAGGCAUUUCAUGUCACAGCAAAUGGACGAGUUGCAGGUCAUUGUGGGCUUUGUGAAGGCUGCAAAGAGGCUGAAGACUACUGUAUGCAAAUGACCUUUGAUGCAAACUGUGAGAUCUUGAUGAGUUUUACUCUCAACGCUAACUGAUAUCCGGACCCUUAUGACCUUUUACCUUCUGUAUUCUGUAUGUAACAUAUGUAUCGAUCAGUUGUCUAGCGCGUAUCCUUUUAUGUUAGUAGGUUAGUAGUUACUAUGUCUAAGCUCCUUCGUAACUGAGCUAAUGUAGAUAUAUGUAAACUGGUAACGAGACCAGCAAGAAGUCCAUGUUACUUUCUAAUCGUGGUGAUUAAUGUAUUUGCUGGUCACUUUGAUGAAAUGGCCUUCGUAAAUUGUA